Molecule: messenger RNA, 1265 nt
Organism: Bursaphelenchus xylophilus (pine wood nematode)
Lineage: Eukaryota; Metazoa; Nematoda; Chromadorea; Rhabditida; Aphelenchoididae
Source: the annotation of a GenBank genome assembly
AUGAGAGCAUUUGUGAUCAUCGCCUUGUUGGCUACCGUAGCCACCGCCGGAUUGCUGAAUCCGAAAGAUUUGGGAAAGGGAUUCGAAGAUCUCUUGGAUCAGGGCAAAUUUAACGACCUUUGCAAAAACGGCAAGGUCAAGGACCUGAUCAACGGCUUGACAAGUGUCACCGACAAAACAAAGAAGGCGCUGCACUCGGCGGUUAAUAUCCAUAAAAAGUUGGGUGCUGAUGACAAGAAGCAUUUGCACCACUUCUUUCAGUUCAUCGUCAAGUAAGUUACUUUAUAUUGCAACCAUGAACGUGAUUAUAGGUUCGGAAGGGAAUAUCAUAAUGACACCGCCACUUCGGAACGCUUUGGUCACUUUAAAACGUCAUUAAAACGCAUAGAAAGCCGCCAAAAGCAUAGCCCAAAAACUAAAUUUGGAGUUACCAAGUUUUCCGACCUAAGCGCACAGGAAUUCGUUAACAAACACACUGGAAUCAAGGGAGUUAGCCAUGUCCAAAAGCUGCACAGCACUUCUAAGCCCGCCAAAAUCCGCGCCAAACGCCAGAAUACCCCAGACUUUGACUGGAGAGAUCAUGAAGGGGUCACCUCCAUCAAGGACCAGGGCGAUUGUGGCUGUUGCUAUGCUUUUGCUGCUGUCGCUGCCAUUGAGAGUCAGCACAAGCUUCAGACCUUUGAAGAAUUGGAUCUGAGUGAAGAGCAGAUGGUCGCGUGUACCUACCAAAACCAGAACUAUGAUAAUAACAAUGGCUGCGACGGAGGUUCCUCCCCAGGAGUGCUGAGAUAUGCGAUUGACCAUGGAAUCACCAGUGAGGCAGAAUGGGGCUACACUUUGGGCGAGACUGAUGACAACUCGGCCAUUCCACAGUGUGAAAGCAAGACCCCCGCAAUCAACUCGGUUACUAGCCAAUCACAACUCCCAUCCGGUGACGAGGACAACAUGGCCAGUGUCAUUGCUAGCUCCGGACCAAUCAUUACAUGUGAGUACAAUUGAGUAACCAUCCACGACACUUUUCAGACCUUGAUUCCCGACCACUUCAAGACUAUGAAGAAGACAUCCUCGACGCCGAAGAACCCGCAGGUGGCUGGGAAAUUAACCAUGCCGUCCUUACAGUUGGCUAUGGAACCGAGAAUGGUACUAACUACUGGAUUAUGAAAAAUCAAUGGGGAGAAGAGUUUGGUGAGAGCGGAUUCUUCAGAGUCGUUCGCGGCACCAACAACAUGCUCGUCGGAGACUACAGUUACCAGGUUCAACUUUAA